This is a messenger RNA of Populus nigra (black poplar), 1701 nucleotides long. Its product is annotated as dof zinc finger protein DOF3.1. The record is from RefSeq and is a predicted model, not a curated record. The transcript has a single exon. NCBI's taxonomy places the organism in Eukaryota, Viridiplantae, Streptophyta, Magnoliopsida, Malpighiales, Salicaceae. Gene Ontology annotation, molecular function: DNA-binding transcription factor activity; DNA binding. Bases 725 to 1432 code for a protein of 235 amino acids. Gene Ontology annotation, biological process: regulation of DNA-templated transcription.
AAAAGAAAAACAGAACUUUGAGGUGUUUUAUAGAGGUCACUCUCACGCGGAAACACACAAUGACACCAACAAACAGGUUGAUAGAUUGAUCUUCGUCUUCUUCUUCUUCAAAGAUUUUUCAGUCACAAAUAUCCUCUUCUCAUCUGCUUCUCUCAUCGUUUCUUGAACAAACUGACCUUCUUUCUUUUUUAUUUUUAUCCUAAAAUUGAAAGAAAUCCUGUCUUAUUAGUUUUCUUCUUCUUUUGAUAGUUUUCCAUGAACAUUAACAACUUAACUUGGAGCUCAUGUGCUUUGUCUUGUUAAUUAUGGCUUGAAACUCCAUCUGGUUUUGUCUCAUCACCUCUACUCUCAUCAAAUUGCAUGCUUUUUGUUUCUCUCAUCUUUUUCCACCUGACAACUUCAUCAGCUCGUAAAUUCCCACAAACCAUUUAUCGUAUUCAUACAUAGAAAUCAUAAAAAACUCACUCUCCUUGCAAAACUUGAAGACUACUCGGCCUCUCAUCAAAUCAAAGACCUUAAAUUUCAAGUCUUUUUCGUUGCCAAAUAAAGCCAGAUAAUCUCUCCAAAUCCCACAUAAUUAUCCUCGGAAAAAUCAGCUUCUCUUGUUCAUGUUUCAUGUUAGAAACUAGCUAGGGAGACCAAAUCCACCUCCAAUUCACAAAUCCUCAGAAACCCGUCUCUCUUUAUCAUUCAAUACAGUCUCAGAAACAGAGAACAUCAAGAUAUGCAAGAUCCAUCAACAGCAUUCCAGACAAUAAAGCCUCAGUUUCCAGAGCAAGAGCAACUCAAGUGCCCCCGCUGUGAUUCCAACAACACCAAGUUCUGCUACUACAACAACUACAACCUCUCUCAGCCCCGUCAUUUCUGCAAGAACUGCAAGAGAUACUGGACCAAAGGUGGCGCUUUGAGAAACAUCCCCGUCGGUGGUGGCAGCCGCAAGAACACUAAACGUUCCUCAAACACCAAACGCGCCAAUCCCGACCCCAAUCCCGACCCCGUUAAGCCAACCCGCCGGGUUGCGGACUCCUCCUCCUCCUCAGCGACCUCGUCAACAUCGGGACAGCAGCUGGCGGGUAAUGGGAAUCAGGAUCCGACCCGCGUAUAUGGGGUGGAAGCGGAUCCGGACAGGAAGAUAUUGGAUAUGGGAGGGAGCUUCAGCUCGUUGUUGGCAUCAAGCGGGCAGUUUGGGAGUAUUUUUGAAGGGCUGGAUUCAGGCGGGUCGGGCUUGAAAAUGGUGCGGAUGGGUGGGUUUGGGGAGGAUUUGAAUGCGGGUCCAAGUAGAGACCCGGGUUUGGAUUUGCAAGGGAGGAGUAACAAUAACACUACUAAUGAUGGUGGUGGCGAGAGUUACUUGCAAGGUGGGGAGUGGGGAAAUAGUAAUAAUGGGUGGCCUGGUCUUGCUAUUUACACUCCAGGUUCUAGCUUCCAAUAGUGCUUUUUUCUUUUUAUUUUUUUUUCUUACUUUUUUUUUUUUUUUUUUUUAUGAUGGUGUGUUUAUUGUGAUACGUUGGGAUAUUUAUGAUGGCAAGUAAAAGUGGUGAAGAGGGGACAGUGAAUUUGUUGUUAGCACUUAAAUCCUAGCGCACCUCGGCCCGUAGCCAUAAUAUCACUCUUUUAAUUUGGUGUUAUUUUCUGUGGGUUUUUCUUUUUUAUUUACAAGGAGAAAAAAAAAACAAGGGUAAAAAAGACUUUUUUCUUUUA